AUGGGCCCAGUAAUGGCUUUUGUUAAUAAUUUUAAUCUUGUCGCUGACAUUUUGGCCUUUAUUGCUAUUUCAGUGGCUGCUGAUGGAAGUGAACCAGUUCAAAUGAAGCUGCAUAAGUCUUUGAGACUAUGGACUUUUUAUGUUGAUUUGGAGGAGAGCCUUGGCACUUUGGAGUCCACUCGAGAAGUUUAUGAAAGGAUACUGGAUUUAAGAAUAGCCACACCGCAAAUUAUAAUUAACUAUGCAUUUCUAUUGGAAGAAAAUAAAUACUUUGAAGAUGCAUUUAAGGUAUAUGAAAGAGGAGUAAAGAUAUUCAAGUAUCCACAUGUCAAAGAUAUAUGGGUGACUUAUCUAACUAAGUUUGUGAAGAGAUAUGGACGGACAAAAUUGGAACGUGCAAGAGAGCUAUUUGAACAUGCUAUUGAAACGACCCCUGCUGAUGUAGUGAAACCUCUGUAUCUUCAAUAUGCCAAACUGGAGGAGGAAUAUGGUCUGGCAAAGCGAGCUAUGAAGGUCUAUGACCAAGCUACUAAGGCUGUUCCAAACAGUGAAAAAUUUAGCAUGUAUGAGCUCUACAUUAACCGUGCAGCUGAGAUCUUUGGUGUCCCCAAAACUAGGGAAAUAUACGAACAAGCAAUAGAAUCUGGUCUUCCAGAUAAAGAUGUGAAGAAAAUGUGUUCAAAGUAUGCCGAGCUUGAGAAGAGCUUGGGAGAAAUUGACCGUGCUCGUGCAAUAUUUGUCUUUGCAUCGCAGUUUUCAGAUCCACGAUCAGAUAUGGAUUUCUGGCAAGAAUGGAAUAAUUUUGAAGUGCAACAUGGUAACGAAGAUACCUUUAGAGAAAUGCUCCGUAUUAAACGAAGUGUUUCUGCAAGUUACAGCCAGACGCACUUUAUUCUGCCAGAGUAUUUGAUGCAGAAGGAUCAAACUGUGGACCUUGAUGAGGCAAAAGACAAAUUGAAACAGGCAGGGGUCCCUGAAGAUGAAAUGGCUGCUCUAGAGAGGCAGUUAGCUCCUGCAGCAAACGAUACUAUUGCCAAAGAUGGCAGUAGGAAAGUGGGAUUCGUGAGUGCCGGAGUGCAAUCACAAACUGAUGAAGGGUUGAAAGUUACAGCAAAUCAUGAAGAUAUUGAGCUACCAGAAGAGAAUGACUCUGAUGAAGACAAUGAAAUUGUUGAAAUUAAGCAAAAAGAUGUGCCGGAUGCUGUUUUUGGAGACUUGGCUCACAAGAGAAAAGAAAUUGAAGAUGAUGCUCAGAACAAGGAUGAUGAAAGCCGUCUUGGUGCCCUCGAGAGAAUAAAGAGACUAAAAAAGGCGGCCUGAUUGAAGAAAACUUAUGGUAUGAAAUUUUGAUGAGGGUAAUGUGAACUUUGCUUUUUUGUUUGACCGAUCCCUUUUUGUAAUUGUGGCUAAUUGUAAUCUGAGUUAGAUAUAUAUAGAUAAACGUUUUCACAUA
Molecule: messenger RNA, 1453 nt
Organism: Humulus lupulus (European hop)
Lineage: Eukaryota; Viridiplantae; Streptophyta; Magnoliopsida; Rosales; Cannabaceae
Exons: 5
Coding region: 1-1320 (439 amino acids)
Biological process (GO): mRNA splicing, via spliceosome; generation of catalytic spliceosome for first transesterification step
Cellular component (GO): U2-type catalytic step 2 spliceosome; post-mRNA release spliceosomal complex; Prp19 complex
Molecular function (GO): protein binding
Source: RefSeq, a predicted model, not a curated record